Molecule: messenger RNA, 2892 nt
Organism: Sceloporus undulatus (fence lizard)
Lineage: Eukaryota; Metazoa; Chordata; Lepidosauria; Squamata; Phrynosomatidae
Gene: PPP1R15A
Product: protein phosphatase 1 regulatory subunit 15A
Exons: 3
Coding region: 213-1739 (508 amino acids)
Biological process (GO): response to endoplasmic reticulum stress
Cellular component (GO): endoplasmic reticulum; protein phosphatase type 1 complex
Molecular function (GO): protein phosphatase regulator activity
Source: RefSeq, a predicted model, not a curated record
CUUAGAACGUUCAGCACCCAAACGUUCCAUUCCAUUCAUAGAAAAAGAAGUUGGUAGUAGCUGCGAAGGGAAGACAUGGGUUCUCCUGCUAUAGCUAUCAUCAGAGCCAGUUUCCCAAAGCCUGCCUCUCCAUUGCUGCUCAUCCGCACCAACCCCACCACAGCUGCUUGUUGGAGCGAGUUGGUCACGGGUUAAAACCCCAAAGGUCUAAAAUGUCUCCACACAUCAUGUCUAGCCAGUGGAUCUCACACACCCCAAACACAAGCAUACUAUUGGUUUGCUGCUAUCCUUUUGGAUCCAGGAUGGCUAAAAGUCUGCCUCCAGAACCAAACAGUUCCAUUUCUGUUGGCAAAUCAAAGGUUGGAUCCAUGAUUGUUGGACGUAUGGCCCCACUUGCAAUGGACUGGCUGAAGAAGUGUUGGCACCUCUGGCAGAAUUUCCCAGCAAACUUGGUGGCAGCUAUACUGACAGGCAUUGCUCGGUGGGCAAUGCCCAUUUUGGCAAAGACAGUGAAACUUUUAGAGAGUGAAGAAAUUGAAAGAAAUAGAACCCCAAUGGAGAUGCAAAACUUGAAAGAUGGUCAUAUAGGAUAUCUUACCUUGUACGAUCAUAGAAGGUACUCAUUAAAGGACACUGAUUGCUUAGUUGAAGAUGGAUACUUUGGAGAACACCUGUCUGGCUUUGAACAUGCUGAGAUGGAUAUGAUGCAUUUGGAAGAGGAAGCCAUUUCUGAGCUGUGUUUAAUGAGCCCUUCCAUCUUUUUGGACUUUAGAAAUUAUUGUGAAGUUUCUACAAUAGAAGACCUAGUCAUGGAGGACAUGGAGAGCCCUGGAGAUUUUUCCAGGAAGUGGCUGGAAGAUUGUUAUCAUCCUCAAAUAGGCUUCAAAAUGGAUGGACAUUUUGGAAAGAGCCUGCAAAGUGAUUGCAGCCACCAUGAAGAGUUAAAAGAUUUCGAAGAGGGUCUUUGGCAAAGCAUGGAAAGUACCUCUAUUUCCCAGGAAGAGGAAGGCAAGAUAUUGAGUGUGGAUUUGGCAGUGUGUGAAGAGCAAAGCUUAGUGAGUUCAUUUGGUGCCCCAAGCAUGGAUAAACAGCUAGAGAUGAACAAAGAAGGUGGAGCUGAAGAUGCUCACAACUUGGAAUCCACCACUGCUCCCCAUGGCUUCAAAAGCUCCCUUGUCCUGUCCUUGUUCUACAGUCCAUCAGAGGAAGAGGGAGAUGAAGAGGAUGAUUCAGAGGAAUGGUGGAGUGAGGAUGAGAUGGAAAUGAGUACAUCUUUGGGAAUGUCCUCAGAUGGCACUGAUUCAACGAGUGUGCCUUCUUUGGAAGCAGAAGAUGACCUUCUACAGAGGAAUGUUCUUGAGAACCUCUGCGGGUCUUUCUCUAUGAACAAGGAUCCUUUCCACCCACUCAGUUUUUCCCAGCCCAUUCAGGCGCCCAAGGCCAGCAGCUCUUCCCCACGUGAACCCAAGAACCAUCAGGAAAUCACCGUCUCCUUUUAUCUAACACGGCAGGAUUCUAAGCCUGGGCAAUUGUGUGGUCCCUCAAAACAACCAUGGCCCCGAAAGGAUCCAAGGGCUACCUAUAAGAGUUCAGCCCAUAAAUGCUGCCAACCACAUUCCAGGAAAAACUGUGACUCUGUCACCUCAGAAACAUCAUUCAUUUCUCAGAAAGAAAACCAGGUGAUCAAGAAGUAUCGUCAUCCUUUCCUCUGUAUCCUUAGGUUCGAUUCUCAUCUGUAGUCACCGUCCAUCCAUUGGUAGUCUGGGAUUAUGCCUCCCGGGCUGCUCGCCGGGGCCCUUGGGAGGAAAUGGCCCGUGACCGCUGCCGUUUCCGCCGGAGGAUUGCUGAGGUGGGAGCCAUUCUUGAACCUUGCCUGGAGAUGGAGCACCGGGCCAAAAUGUGGAAGAAAAUCCAUGAGGUUGUAGACUCUGUUCAGAAGGAAGAUAACACCAAUGAACCUCUCCUCUCCAACCAUGCUAGGAUGGAGUAGCUGUGUCUGCAAAUGGCUGUUCAAGGUGGUGGUCAGUCAGACAAACAGUUUUGCUAAGCAAUGCAUAGAAUUCUCAGUUGAAAGGUUUUUAGCACUGUCACCUCUUGUGAGUGUUGGAAAGAAUGGGGCUUGUUACUCUUCCUUCCCAGCCUUUUAAUUUAUACAAGUGUACCUCUAUUGGAUUUGUUUGUCUAUUGCCAUGAAGUCCUUUCAAAGUACCAUCUUCUUAGACUACAGUAUAGUGACAAGAAUCAGUAAUCUGGGCCUGGAUUCUGAGUUUUCUCUGCCUGGGGUAGAACAUUGCAGCAAGGGUUUUGUUUUAUGAAUAAAUGCACUGAUUAUAAAUUGCUACUGCUACCUCUGGAGUUUGAAGAACAUAAAACACGACCACAUGUGUAAUAAUGCAAAUGUUUGUGCCUGAGAGAGGGUUUGUAAAAAAUACAGCAUGUUUACUGUUGCACACAUAUUGCAGAAGUCUUGCACAUUGUUACAACUAACCAGUGAAUAAUAGACUACAGUAUUUGCAUUUUAUGGACAGGGGAACUGGGAGAGGGGAUUUUCCAGAGCCUCAGGAGACCUUGCAGCUAAGAUAGUUGUUUUAAAUAAUCUCCCAACAAAAUGCUGAAUGCACUGAAUUCCCCCAUUCCCAUGCAAGUAGGGCUUAGGGGUUCUGUCUUUUUAAAUACUCAGUGUCUCUGAGUAAGCCUUUGUUGCUUUAUAUAGAUGUCUUGAACUUAUUUUUCCACUUAAAUUAAAAGUGAGUACUGUAUUAAUUUAUUGGGGUGAAUUCCUCCUGGUGGGGAGACUUUGUUUUUGUUUCUUUAUAUGAAUAAUUACCUGAUAAUUGUACUUUGAAGUAAUAGCUGUAGUUUUAAUUAUUUUUAUUAAAAAAACUUAUCCUA